This is a messenger RNA of Drosophila serrata, 4984 nucleotides long. RefSeq names its product kinesin-like protein 98A (gene Klp98A). Gene Ontology annotation, molecular function: microtubule motor activity; phosphatidylinositol binding; microtubule binding. Gene Ontology annotation, biological process: microtubule-based movement. The record is from RefSeq and is a predicted model, not a curated record. Lineage: Eukaryota; Metazoa; Arthropoda; Insecta; Diptera; Drosophilidae.
CAAACAAACAACAACGCACGGAUUCGGGUUUUCGUUAACAAAUAGAUAAAAGUACGUCGCGCGUUACUCGCUUUAUUUUUUAUUGCGCUGCAACGGACGCGAGUGCGUUUAAUGAGCCGUGCCAAGUGGAUAUUUGCAUAUCACCGAAAAUCGCAGCAGCUAGCAGCACACAGAUACUGAAAUACACACAAAUAUGAGCGCCGUGAUGUGCGAUGAGUUCCGAAAAGUGUUUCCACAAUUGUGCAAGUGAAUCGACGUUGAAUUGCGAGCAAUUAUUAUUGUUGCCAGUACAUGUAUUAGUAUGUGCAGCGGUUUGUGGCGGCGGGCAAAGUUCGCACAGUUCGCGGACAGGAGGUGGCAAACGCUCGAAAUAACGGUGUACAGGAAGGCGAAGAGAAAAACAAACUGAAAAAGCAGAGUAAACGGGCGAGGAAUAACGCAACAGAGUGAAUUUUUUCAAGUGCUGUCCCCUUUGGAAUCCUCCUCCAUCCCGCUUUCCAUCCUCCCUCCUUCCUUCCUGACCCCUGCGAAAAUCAUCCCAAAAACACAAAUUACGUGGCAAGUGGUCAGGCAAGAACAACAACAAACGAAAACCUGCUGCUGCAGCAAGUUUUGGAGCGUUGUUUUUGGUUUACUGUACGUCGUGCCAAGCACGCCCACCACCCCCGCUCGUCCCCAGCGAAGCAAUCCAAUUGGAAGCUAAAAAAGGAGUAGAAGAAUCCAAUAGAGAACGGCAAUAGAACCCACCACCGAAAUGUCGUCGCUCAAGGUCGCUGUGAGGGUUCGCCCCUUUAACACUCGUGAAAAUGACAUGGACGCCCAGCUCAUUGUGGAGAUGGAGAAUAAGAAGACGCGUCUGCUGAAGCCACGGCUGCAGUCCAUCCGCGAUGCCGGGCGGGACAAUCAUCAUGACUUCACCUUUGACUAUUCAUACUGGUCAUUCGACGCGGAGGAUCCGCACUUUGCCACCCAGGAGCAGGUGUACAGUGAUCUCGGCAAUGACGUCGUCGAUUGCGCAUAUGAAGGCUACAAUGCUUGUGUUUUUGCCUAUGGACAGACGGGGUCCGGCAAGACCUUCACCAUGAUGGGCACACCCAAUAAUCCUGGCUUGAUUCCGCGCAUCUGCGAGGAGCUAUUUGCACGAAUGCGUGUGGGCCAGGAAUCGGGCACGGGAUAUCGUACCCACGCCAGCUACUUGGAGAUCUACAAUGAGCGGGUCAAGGAUCUUCUGGCAGCUCAAAGCACUGGCCAUGGACUGCGGGUGCGAGAACAUCGCAGUCUGGGCCCCUAUGUGGAGAACCUGUCCCAGCAUGCCGUCUCCGACUUUGACGAAAUUCAGGAAUGCAUUGCCCGGGGAAAUGCGCAACGCACCACGGCCAGCACCAACAUGAACGAUACGAGCAGCCGCAGUCACGCCAUCUUCACGAUCACAUUUGUGCAGGCCGUCUUCAUGAAUGACAUGCCAAGCGAAACAGUCUCGAAGAUCCAUCUGGUCGAUUUGGCAGGCAGUGAGCGUGCCAAUGCAACGGGGGCAACGGGUCAGCGGCUGAAAGAGGGCGCCCACAUCAACAAAUCACUGGUGACUCUGGGCAGUGUCAUCUCCGCCCUGGCGGAGCAAACGGGCGCCAGUCUGAGCAACUCCACGCAGGCCACCACCCCGAAUGGGGCCAGCAAGCGAGUGCUCUACAUUCCGUACCGUGAUUCCAUCCUCACCUGGCUGCUGAAGGACAGUCUGGGCGGCAACAGCAAGACCAUUAUGAUUGCUGCCCUCUCACCGGCUGACUGCAAUUACAGCGAAACAUUGAGCACCUUGCGGUACGCGAAUCGAGCCAAGAACAUCAUCAACAAGCCGACGGUGAACGAGGAUUCUAAUGUCAAGCUGAUCCGCGAGCUCAGGGAGGAGAUCAACAAGCUCAAGUCCAUGCUGUCGGGAGAUAUUCACUCACUGCAGCCAUCGCUCAAGGUCCUAGCCGAUCUCCAGAAGAAGGAGGCCCAGGAGAAAGUGCUUACCGAGGAGUGGACGGAGAAGUGGAAGGUGGCCCAGUCCAUUCUGCAGGAACAAAAGAGUCUGGGCCUGCGAAAGUCGGGCGUGGGCGUGGUCCUUGACUCAGAGAUGCCGCAUCUCAUUGGCAUUCACAACGACGUGACCACCGGAGUGACGCUUUACAGCCUUAAGGAGGGCGAGACGCGCAUCGGCAGCGAGGAUGCGGAUAUGGCGCAGGAUAUUGAAUUGGCCGGCGACGGCAUACGGGCGCAGCACUGCAGUAUUGUCCUGAAAGGCGGCGUGGUUACACUACAUCCCUGGCCAUUGGCCCAGUGCUGGGUGAAUGCCCAUCUAAUUGACGAACCCAAGCAGAUUUCGCAGGGCGAUAUUAUAUUGCUGGGCCGCACCAAUAUAUUUCGAUUUAAUAAUCCUGCCGAGGCGGCGAAACUGCGCAAAGAUCUGAGUCGCUCUCAGCUGGACAUGUCGCGUCUGUCGCUGAUCACUUCGUCCAAGGAGAAUCUGCUCGCGUGCAGCAUUUACUCGGAUGAGGAUGGAGUGUCACCGUUUAAGCGGCCAGAGCGCCAGUACUAUCCACAGCGUCCCAUGUCGCGGGACGAUCCCGAAUUGCAGGAUGAAAAUCGCAAGAUACUGGACACCAUCGAAAAUGCGCUUAAGCAACUCAAUGUGGAGCGCGUCCAGAUGCACGACCAAUACAAGACCAAGGUGCGGAAGCUGACCGAGGAGCUGAUUCGCCUGGAGCAGGAAGAAAUGGAUGGCUUGCAGCUAUUGAAUUGCCGCGAGCAGGAGCUGAUCGCCCGCAAGGACAUGUUGCUCUGGGAGAAGAACAAUGAGAAGGUUCAGAUCGACAUUGUGUGUAGACAAAUUUCAGCGUUUCAGACGCAGCUCGACUCUAAGAAACGAGAUUUCUCUGAGUACGUAGCUAAAGAAUUGCAGGAACUGCAAGAUUGUGGCAAACUUGACGAGAUGGGACUGAAGAUCGAAGAGGGCACUCCUCUGAACGAUGAGCUGCUUUUGCAGGUGUCCGAUUCGCUGGAUCUUUUUGCAGCGCAGUUCAUCAAAGACACUGUGCGAAGAAAUAACGAGGAAAUUCGGAAACUGGACGAACAAAUCGCUGAAAAGGAGCGUAUUCUGAAUGCAAGCACCAGCAAAAUAGCCAAGGUCGAUGAGACCAUGCUGGAAAUCCAGGCCCAGCUAGAACGUCUGCGUCUGGAACGCGCCGAAAGCGAAGCCGAGGCCCAGGCUAUGCGCGUCAAAAAGCAGAAUAUGAAGCUGCAGCUGGGCAGCAAGUCCAUGUCCAUGUCUACCUCGACCAGCACAAACGAGGCCGACGAUGUGUCCAAAUCGGACACGUACGAAACCUGUGAUACCUUCCACACCGCCCAGUCAAACUUUUCGCUCGUCUCAUCGCCCACGAUCACGGAGGGCCAGCAGUCGCCACUCAGUAAUUGUUCCUGCGAAGCGGAGGACGAGGCCGAGGAUACGCGCAAGGAUGACGACAUAUCGGGCAGCAGCGAAGAUGCAUCGCGCACCUGUACCGCUGGUCCCAGCAGCGGUAGUGGGAGUGGCACCGGUAGCGCUGGCAUUGGUGGCUCUGGCUCCGGCUCUGCUCCCACAGCCACGCCCAGUUCGCAGGCCAUCAUGAGCGACAGCGGUGUGUGCCUGGACAACCGCAAUCAAACUCUGCUCCAGAACGGACUUAUAAACAACUACAGACAAGGAGUGAGAACUAGCGACGAGGAUACCGGUUCCUGCUCCUCCUGCGAGCUGGGGCGACACUCGGAUGUAUCGCGUCCCUACUGUCCGCUGCAUUCGUUGCGCCGAAAAAUCGCCGCCCAAAAGGCACUGAUCAUGAAGAACCUGGAAACGGACCUGGACAAGACCCAGUUGGACGAGCACAUCGCCGACCUGCAGGAUCUGCAGCGACGCUACAUACAAAUGGAGCAGGAGAUGCUCCAGUCGGUCCAGGAUCUGGAGGCCCAUGCCCAGUGUUGUGCCGAAGAGCGGUCCGGCAUGGAGCGACAAUACGAGCUGGCCAGCUCCAUCAUGCGCUCGAGUGCCAUGAGCCCUACCAGCAUGGAAGAGUCCACCUCGCAGAUCUAUUCGCCUAGCAUGACCCGAUCGUGUCCAUCUAUGCGGGAAUUUCCUGAAGGCGAACACUUCAUCACCAUACCCAGCUUUGUGAUGCGCGGCGCUGGAAAGCAAACGCACUACGAGUAUGAGGUGCGCAUUGCUCUGCCCGAUGGAAAACUGAACAUCCUGCGGCGCUACAGUCGUUUCCGGGAGCUGCACCUAUGCAUGAAGCACUGCUAUGGAGCCAAGAUCUCUGCACUACCCUUCCCGCGACGGGAGCUAUUCGCAUCGAACAGCGAGCCGGUGGCCAAGCAUCGACGGCGCCUGCUGGAGCUGUACCUGCGCCGCCUGUUUGUCGUGUGCUCAAAGAUUCCGCAGUGCCCGAUCUACGAUGGACCCGGGGGACCGGGCCUCACGCGUGCCUCCCUCGUCCAGCUGUCGUCUUUUUUCAAGAAGGGCCUGUUCGAGAACGGGAAGCACGGGACGGGAUAAUAGUUAACCUACUGCUGAAUUAUCUCCUGCCUACAGUGUGUCUAUUUAUUUACUUGUACUACCUGCUGAGCUACAUGAACGACAACAAUUUGGACCUGUUUUGAUUGUUAGCUAGCCCAAGUACCACUGUUAAGAGUAAUUAGAAUUAAGUCCCUAAGUAGCUGUGUAAGACCACCAGUGUCCUUUCUCAUUCACCAGCACACACAUUUUUUUAUACCCAUUGUUAUUGACUGUAUCGGAGCUUUAUAUUGAAUUCAGUGUAACUGCCAGUGGCGAUGUUGCAAUCAAUCCCUGGUGUGCGGUAACCAAGUGCAAAUAUGUCUAUUAGUAUCGAGUUUGUUGACGUUUUCCGGCCAGUUUUAAUUAGUUAAUUACUUCUCUUUACUCUUUACUAGUUAAAUAUACGCCUUGAAUGUA